This is a messenger RNA of Labrus mixtus (cuckoo wrasse), 1137 nucleotides long. It is a transcript of the gene sfr1, whose product is annotated as SWI5-dependent homologous recombination repair protein 1. Gene Ontology annotation, biological process: double-strand break repair via homologous recombination; positive regulation of DNA-templated transcription. The record is from RefSeq and is a predicted model, not a curated record. Bases 308 to 943 code for a protein of 211 amino acids. Gene Ontology annotation, cellular component: Swi5-Sfr1 complex. Lineage: Eukaryota; Metazoa; Chordata; Actinopteri; Labriformes; Labridae. The transcript is spliced from 3 exons.
UUGUCCAAUCGCUGACUUUGGAGGUUUUCUUGAGCUGCAAAAUACGGAAAACAGAAGAUUCCUUGCUUUCGCAGUUUACUACUUCUAAGUCGUCGUUUUUUUUUAAAACUUAUGUGUUAAAGACUUGUGAAAGCGACAAGCCAUACAACUGGCGUUGUGUUUGUGUCAGUUUCUGAUUUUAAAAGUGUUUUCGCGGUUAUGAAGGAGCUUUUUGACAACUAGCUAAUACUGAUCAAGCUUUUUCAGUUAGCCUUUACUGUUUCCACAACACAAGUUGUGUUUAAAUGGGCUAAAGUUAUUUUCACCAAUGGAGAUCACUCCCAAAGCAACUAAAAUAAAACCAGUGUAUUCUUCCCCGUGUGAUUCGGUGGAGUCGAGCCCCUCUGAAUGUAAAGAGGAAAAGCAUCAUCAGAAGCUGAGCUCCUCUCUAAAGGAGAGGCUGAAGAGAACAAGGCGCUCCUUCACCUCGCCCCAUUCUGUGGCCAAACGCCUUUGUGUUGAUGAGCAGGAGGAGGAUGGCAGACAAGUUUCAGCAGAUUCCCGAAAGACAGUUAAUAACUCUCCACUGAUCAUUCCCCACGUUGAUGUAAACAGGAAUGAAGUUAGAACAGGGAGUGAAAGUUUUGGACCCAGUCCAGAACCUACUCGUCCUCCUUCACAAGACUUUGCACAACGAGACCAACUGAGGAAGGAGGUGAAAGACAAGAUGGAGACUCUGCGCAGACUGAAGAUGGUUCAGAUGUACAGAAGCAAGAAUGAUCUAACACAGCUCCAGACCCUGGUUGACAAGUGGCGGAGCUGUGCUCAGGCUGCUCUGUAUGAGCUCCAGUCAGAUGUCCCCAUAGACGGGCGAAAGGCCAGCCUGUCAGAGCUCAUUGACCUCUUUGGUCUGGACGGUGGUUUUUUGCACUUUGAUCGCACAGAGGAGGACUUUACUACCUAAUCUUUUUUUUUGUAAACACAUUAUUUGAUCAGUUUACAAAAAGAAACUACAGUGAAACAACCACAUUUCAAACAUCCAGAGUUAAAUUAUUGUUUAAUUUGUUCCUGCUAUUUUUGUAUGGAUUCACAGUUAAAGUUGUAAAUGUGUACUUGCUAAGAGAAUUAUAAAUAAAAUCUAUUAUCUGUUAAAGAGAA